ACAAUGAUGGCGGCCUUCAGUGUGGCUCGUAGCAGCGGUGGAUUGAUACACGGGUUGAGGACAUCUCUGCGGUGUUUUGCGCCCGUUAAACAUGGCGCAGUCGCCGCUACAGUACCGCAGAGGAAUCCGCUUCGGGACUGCCGGUGGUAUUGUUUAAGCCACCUCACCGUUAAAGAGAGGAUUGAGAAGAAACGGAAGGCUGCGCUAGUCGGGGGAGGUCAGAAGAGAAUAGAUGCCCAACACAAAAGGGGUAAGCUGACUGCCAGGGAGCGAGUGGAGCUUCUGCUUGACGCUGAUUCCUUUGUUGAGUCGGACAUGUUUGUGGAGCAUCGCUGCUCGGACUUUGGCAUGGAGCAGGACAGAAACAAGUUUCCUGGUGACAGCGUGGUGACAGGCCGAGGCAGGAUCAAUGGCAGGCUGGUUUAUGUUUUCAGUCAGGACUUCACAGUGUUUGGUGGCAGUCUGUCUGGAGCUCAUGCACAGAAGAUCUGUAAGAUUAUGGACCAGGCCAUGACAGUUGGAGCUCCCGUCAUCGGGUUGAACGACUCCGGAGGAGCUCGGAUCCAGGAAGGAGUGGAGUCUCUGGCUGGAUAUGCAGAUAUUUUCCUAAGGAAUGUGUUGGCCUCAGGCGUCGUCCCUCAAAUCUCCAUGAUCAUGGGUCCCUGUGCAGGAGGUGCUGUCUACUCCCCUGCUCUGACAGAUUUCACCUUCAUGGUUAAGGACACAUCUUACCUCUUCAUCACAGGACCGGAUGUUGUGAAGUCUGUCACAAAUGAAGAUGUGACUCAGGAACAGCUGGGCGGAGCUAAAACACAUACGACUGUUUCUGGAGUUGCUCAUCAUGCAUUUGAGAAUGAUGUUGACGCUCUCCUAAAUCUGCGGGAAUUCUUCAAUUUUCUACCACUAAGCAAUCGAGACCCCGCCCCCAUCAGGGAGUGCCAUGACCCUAGCGAUCGUCUUGUACCUGGCUUAGACACCAUCGUCCCUUUUGAGACGACUAAAGCCUACGACAUGUUGGACAUCAUUCAAGCAAUUGUGGAUGAGAGAGACUUCUUUGAGAUCAUGCCCAACUAUGCUAAAAAUAUCGUGGUGGGAUUUGCCCGUAUGAAUGGUCGCACUGUAGGCAUUGUAGGUAACCAGCCCAAAGUGGCAUCAGGUUGUUUGGACAUCAACUCUUCAGUGAAGGGAGCUCGCUUUGUACGUUUCUGUGAUGCUUUUAAUAUCCCUAUCAUCACUUUUGUGGAUGUGCCAGGCUUCCUGCCAGGCACUGCUCAGGAGUAUGGAGGCAUCAUCAGACACGGAGCCAAACUGCUCUAUGCUUUUGCAGAGGCCACAGUCCCAAAAAUAACCAUCAUCACCAGGAAGGCAUAUGGAGGCGCCUACGAUGUGAUGAGCUCAAAACAUUUGAGAGGAGAUGUGAAUUACGCCUGGCCAACAGCUGAGGUGGCUGUCAUGGGUGCCAAGGGUGCUGUACAGAUUAUCUUCAGAGGAAAGGAGAACCAGGCUGAAGCAGAGGCUGAGUAUGUAGAGAAGUUCGCCAAUCCCUUCCCAGCAGCCGUCAGAGGUUUUGUGGAUGACAUUAUUGAGCCGUCAAGCACUCGUAAGAAGAUCUGCAGAGAUCUGGAGGUGCUGGCCAGCAAACAGCAGGUCAACCCAUGGAAGAAACAUGCCAACAUUCCUCUGUGAAACUUUUCCCAGAAACUCCGUCUCAAGGCACUCACUUUGGGAUUUUCCUGACUUUGCAUUCAGAUGAUCUGAGUAUAUGAGAGAGACUUUCCUGCCAAGUAGAUGAAGUCUGGUUUUACCGCCAUUUACCACUCCAGUAAAGCAGCUCAUAAAGAUCCUGUUAGAGCUCAAUAGCGGCUUUGUAUCACCGCCCAAACAUUUAUCCCUAGAUAUGACCAGAUUUAGAGAAUGAGGUCAUUUAACAAAUCAGCACCAGUAUCUUUAUAACACUAAAACUCUAAAGGAAAAUUCUUCAAUAUUUUCUGGACAUUUCACACCUUCAUGGAAAUCUGUUGGUCCCACACCACUUGUAGCUGAUCCGUUCUGGCCAUAUUGGUCACUGUUAUUGAUAUUUUAAGAACAAGAUUGUAUCUGAAAGACCAGAUAAUUUCAGUGUGGAUAAAAAAAAGCAAUACUGUAUGUAGUCUGUACCAAUGGAUAUAUAUUGUACUGUAUGUAGGUCUUCUGCUGCAUGCAGUAGUUUUGACUUUCAGACGCUCUGCUUACGUCUGAUGUCUUCUGUUAAGGUCAAGAAAACUCACUAAACUGUGCCUUUUCUCUCUGGCAGCCUCUGUGCUGCUGUUUGUAAAAUAAAUCAUGGAUUUCAACAAAUUAUUGUCUUCACUUUUUCAAUUUCAGAGUUUCUUUUGGCUCAGUUUAGUUUUUCUUUUUUUUUUUUUUUUUUUAAAUAAAAGACAAUUAUACUGUGUAUGACGUAGU
Molecule: messenger RNA, 2445 nt
Organism: Cheilinus undulatus (humphead wrasse)
Lineage: Eukaryota; Metazoa; Chordata; Actinopteri; Labriformes; Labridae
Gene: pccb
Product: propionyl-CoA carboxylase subunit beta
Exons: 15
Coding region: 4-1686 (560 amino acids)
Cellular component (GO): mitochondrion
Molecular function (GO): propionyl-CoA carboxylase activity
Source: RefSeq, a predicted model, not a curated record